UCUGGUCCACACUCCUUACCAGUAGGUGGCGGAAAUGCACCAUUUCGUUGUUUGCCAACCGCCAAAUAAUCCCAAGAAAGAAGAAGAAGAAGAAACUGUUGUGUCUCACAUGACCGUCCAUCCGCCAAAUUUGGAUUGAGUUUUGUUUUGGUUGCUCGGAGCUGCUUCAGAAACGUCAAAAAUUUGAUAUUACGAGGUUGAAUCGAGUCUUACCGAAAGUGUAGCAAUUGGGAUUCCAAAAGAAGUGAAGUAGAAUGUUGAGGUUUUUUUGGAAGUCUACCGGAAGACUACAUUUUCUCUCCCUAUGGGUUUGAUGCUUGUUGAGUAUUUCCAGGAGCAGAGAGGAUACAAAACUGCAUACUUCGACAACUCACAAUAGUUAUGAACAUGCAGCGUAAAAACCACGACACUGCUGGUAGAGCUGAGAAGCUGACGCAGAAAUAUCUGGAGAGGAGGAAACAGCAGCCAACACUAGAAGACAUCUCAGGAGCCAAUGAUGUGGGAGUACAAAGGCCGAUUUUCACCAAAAGACCCAAACAGCCAGGCAAAGAGAUGAAAUCCUCCGGCAAAGCUUUACACGAGCUCUUCAAAUCAGUUAAAAACCAUCCUGACUUUUUUGGCAGUGAUCAUAUUUCACAUGGCAGCAAAGAAGAUCUGAGUGGGGACGCCACAUGUGCUGAAUUUCAGGGCUCUCAGCUGCUGUUUACUGAAACCGAUGUGACCUUGCCUUCAUGUCUGGAUGGCAGCCCUGGAUCUGAGGAAACUGAAGCAAACAGGAUGUUUCAGAGAGUGCAUGAACUCCCUGACUCAAGAUGCCCCUCUACCUUAGUACUAGCAGAGGUUUACCGGGAAAUGAUGACCAUUUAUGAACAGCUGAGGGCAGAGCGACAAAAACAACAGCAGUGGGAGAGGGAGCUGCAGGAUCGAGAAAGGAGGGUGGAGCAACAGGAGGAGAGUUUUGGGAAACUGUCUGGUCUGGAGGAGAUGUUACAAACUCACAUACUCACUGUAAAGGAGAAACACCAGCAGGAGGUGAGCCAGCUGCAGGAUCUUCUUCGAGAGAGGACCAAAGAAAACAAGAGGCUUAAGUCCAGCUUUGACACCAUCAAGGAUUUGAAUGACAACAUGAAGAAGCAGUUGGAGGAGAUUAGUAAACAAAAUAAGAAGUUGGAGAUCCAGUCUAAGAGGGUGCAGGCUCGACUUGACAACCUGCAGAGGAAAUAUGAGCACAACGCAGCAUCAAGAGAUUGUCAGAAAGUGAGUGUUCUGGGCACAGAGAGUUUGAAACCAACCAAAAAGGAGAAAAUAGCUGCCUCUGGAAAACCCUUGAACAAGGCCUGCUCCAGUCACACAUCAACAAAGCUGCUUGCCCUUCUCCUGGACUGGGUACUUGAUGGAAAGACGUUCUUAUCAGUAGCAGGAAACAAAUGGAAAGGAGUCGACCAGUGUCUGCCUCCAGAAGUCAUACUCAAUGAGAGAUGCCUUAAGGUGCUGCCUUUAUUAGCUGAUCAGCUUCACCACACUCCUCCGUCAGAAGAGGACCUCCUCCUCAAUCUUCUUCGUCUCAUCCACUGGGCUCUGAGACAUAUGGACAGCAGUACACCGCAUGUAGCACUGUCUGCCACUCUGCGGCGGAUAGGAGAACAAGUGUCAAAGCUGCCAGCUCAGGUAACGGUGUCUGAGUCAGAUGAUCUUGGCUUCUCCAACACCAACUGCUCCAGCAGUGGGGCUUCUACUGGACGCUGCAGGAGCGGACCUCUAUACCGCAGCCCCUGCCGUCACAUACGCAUCCUCUCUAUCCUCAUCGUCCUCCGCACUGUCACACAAGCUGAUGUGCUGGCCCAGGCUCUGGAAAGUCUGCGAACAGAGCUGAUAUUUGAGGAGAGCCGAGGCCUUUUCAUCCACUAUGGAGGAGUUCGUGUAUUGAUGUCCAUGCUGCUGGCUGGACGAGGAGGUCUACAUUCACCUAUAGAUAUUCUGAUGCAGCUCACUGAGCAGUCCCGCUACUUAAACCCCUUCCUGGAGGCAUGUAGCUGUGAGGACUUUUUCCACAUGGCCUCCAAGCUUCUUAAAAACUCUCAUUUGGAGCUCCUGUCACUGGAGAAGCUUUCCAUCCUUCUGCAGAAGCUCUCUAGCAUCAGGAAGAACCGUCGUCUGUUUGAACUCUCCUCCCUUCAGCUUCAGAUACAAGAACUGUACCAGAAAACCAACCACACUCACACCUUCCUGUGCCUGAACCUCAGGUCCAUCCUCCACAAUCUUCAAUAACACCAACUAGUCUGUCUGCUAUGCAGACCAUGAGUUCUUUGAAAACCCCCAGCAGCUGGAAGAACGCAACUUUUUUUUCAGUGCAGCUUCUUUCUCCUUCGUCUGCCUUUAAAAUCUAAUCCUCACAUUUCUUGUUGUUAGGCUCUGUCCUGCUCUACCUCAAAUAACAUAUGCCAACUCACAAUCUUCACUUUAUUGUGACUUGUUUUUGUAUUUAUUUUGUCUGUCAGAAGUGAUUUUUCAGUGUGUGAACUUUGUGGCCUUUCUGUUUUUUAUGUAGCACAAUAACAAUCUGCUGUCUUGUCAUCUGUUCUCUCUGGGAUGAAACUUUUUUAUGUGUCAUUAUUGCCAGUGGUUUUAAUGGGUGUCUGAUGUGCCCCGAGGAAGAGAGGUGACAGUCAAGCUCUUUUAAUGACAAUAAACAAAAAGAACCAAA
Molecule: messenger RNA, 2704 nt
Organism: Cheilinus undulatus (humphead wrasse)
Lineage: Eukaryota; Metazoa; Chordata; Actinopteri; Labriformes; Labridae
Product: coiled-coil domain-containing protein 138-like
Exons: 15
Coding region: 382-2268 (628 amino acids)
Source: RefSeq, a predicted model, not a curated record